Molecule: messenger RNA, 1341 nt
Organism: Letharia columbiana
Lineage: Eukaryota; Fungi; Ascomycota; Lecanoromycetes; Lecanorales; Parmeliaceae
Exons: 3
Coding region: 1-1341 (446 amino acids)
Biological process (GO): maturation of SSU-rRNA from tricistronic rRNA transcript (SSU-rRNA, 5.8S rRNA, LSU-rRNA)
Cellular component (GO): small-subunit processome; nucleolus
Molecular function (GO): protein binding
Source: RefSeq, a predicted model, not a curated record
AUGAAAAUUAAGGCGCUCACACGACCAACCUCGUCCCACCAGGCCCCUGGGUCUUCUGCCGCCCGCCAGCCCAGGAAUCUUGAUCCGGCACUGCAUCCAUUUGAGCGGGCGAGAGAAUAUUCGCGAGCACUCAAUGCCACCAAGAUUGAAAGAAUGUUUGCGAAACCCUUCGUGGGUGACUUGGGAAAAGGGCACGUAGACGGAGUCUAUGUUAUGUCAAAAGAUCCCGAGAGACUGGAUGUCUUCGCCUCUGGAUCGGGGGAUGGUGUAGUAAAAACCUGGGACUUGACCAGUAGGGAAGAGACGUUCAAGGCGGAUGGACAUGAAGGUAUUGUCAAAGGGCUCUGCUGGACAAAAGAUCAAAGACUUCUGAGCUGUGCCAGUGAUAAGACUAUCAAGCUGUUCGACCCUGCAAAUACAAACUCUAGAUCGGUGCCCUUAGCGACAUACCUCGGGAACACCGCAUUCACUGGCAUCUCACACCAUAGGUCCUUGCCCAACUUUGCGGCUUCCUCUUCGGCCAUAAGCAUCUAUGAUCUCUCACGCUCUUCUUCGACGCCUUUGCAGACGCUGCAUUGGCCUAAUUCGACGGAUACGAUCAAUGCCCUCAGCUGGAACCAAAUCGAGACAAGCGUCCUAGCUUCCUGCGCGACGGACAGAUCCAUCAUCCUCUACGAUCUACGUACCUCCUCACCACUUUCAAAAGUCACCUUAGCCCUGGCAUCAAAUGCCAUAGCCUGGAAUCCAAUGGAAGCCUUCAACUUCGCCGUUGCCUCAGAAGACCACAAUAUCUAUAUGUUUGACAUGCGCAAGCUAAAACGAGCUCUCAACGUCUACAAAGAUCACGUCGCGGCAGUCAUGGACGUCGAAUUCAGCCCCACAGGCCAAGAACUCGUCAGUGCAUCGUAUGAUAAGACGAUUCGCCUCUGGGACCGCGCGGGCGGGCACUCUCGAGAUAUCUACCACACCAAGAGAAUGCAGAGAGUUUUCUCAUGCAAAUUCACACCCGACGCAAAAUAUGUACUUAGUGGCUCAGACGACGGCAAUAUCCGCAUCUGGAGAGCCAAUGCUUCUGAGCGCUCAGGCGUCAAAUCUGCUCGGCAACGGCAGAAGCUCGAAUAUGACAACGCGCUAAAGGACAGGUAUGCUCAUAUGCCUGAAAUCCGGCGCAUUAAGAGGCACAGACACGUCCCGAAAGCGGUCAAGAAGGCGGGCGAAAUUAAGGGGGAGGAGCUGGCGGCGAUCAAGAGGAGGAGAGAAAAUGAGAGGAAGCAUAGUAAGAAGGGGUCAGUGCCGAGGAGGAGUGAGAGGGAGAAGAUGGUGUUGGCAACAGAGCAAUAG